Molecule: messenger RNA, 606 nt
Organism: Penicillium chermesinum
Lineage: Eukaryota; Fungi; Ascomycota; Eurotiomycetes; Eurotiales; Aspergillaceae
Product: mitochondrial 54S ribosomal protein uL23m
Exons: 2
Coding region: 1-606 (201 amino acids)
Biological process (GO): mitochondrial translation
Cellular component (GO): ribosome; mitochondrial large ribosomal subunit
Molecular function (GO): structural constituent of ribosome
Source: RefSeq, a predicted model, not a curated record
AUGUCAUGCAGUUGUUCCAUUUCUUUCGUCUGGGCUAACCGGUUAAACCCCUGCAGCCCCGAGUUCACAGUCGCUCUCGUCCGCACCCCCUUCCUGACCCCACGCCAUGCCCAAUUCCGCGUCCCUCUCGAAUUCAACAAGCUCGACUUGCGAGACUAUCUUAAGCGGGGAUAUGGCGUCGAUGUUCUCGGCAUCCGCAGCUACAUCGAGCAGAAGCCCAUCACCCGUAUCACCCGCGAUGGCCGUAACCUAGGCCAAUGGCGACGACCAAAGUCCCAGAAGCGAAUGACAGUCGAGUUGGUGGAGCCGUUUGUAUAUCCCGAGGAACCCAAGGACAUGUCUCCAUGGGAAAAGGAGGCUUGGGACUCAGCCGCAAAAUACCAGGAUAAGGUACAGAAACAGAACCGCCAGAAGGGCCACUCAGCGGAAGAGCCAGACACAGAGCUGCGGGAGGCGUACAAGAAACAGGCAGAGGAGCUUAAAGAGAACAAGUCUGGGUGGCGACCUACAUGGAAGGCUCUGGGCGUGGACUUUGCGCACAAGGAGUUGGCCAACAACGGUGGCUAUCGCAACCCUCUUCCCAAGUACCUGGGAGGCCGCCGCUAG